AUGAGCGAAGAAGUGACGGAUAUAUUCUGUGGUAAGAAAUCAGGUGACGAGAAGAAGACGGCCCAUUUACUUGGACUUGAGGGAGCAGCGGAAAGGCUCCAACUUUUCAAAGCAGACCUGCUGGCAGAAGGCUCUUUUGAUUCCGCCAUGGAAGGGUGUGUUGCAGUUUUCCACACGGCUUCCCCUGUUUUCUUCUCGGCCGCUGACCCUCAAGCAGAGAUAAUUGAUCCAGCAGUGAAAGGAACCCUCAACGUUCUGAAAUCAUGUGCAAACUCUCCAGUAAAGAGAGUGAUAGUAACUUCCUCUGUCGCAUCAAUUUUCUACACAGGAAAACCGGUAAGCCCAGAUUCAGUGGCUGACGAGACUUGGUUCUCCGAUCCAGAUCACUGCAAGGAACUUAAGGUUUGGUACCAACUUAGCAAGACCUUGGCUGAGAUGGCUGCAUGGGAAUUUGCAAAGGAGAAUGGAAUCGACAUGAUAACAAUACAUCCUGGUUUUGUAAUUGGUCCCUUUUUACAGCCCACUAUGUGUUCUUCAGUGAGCAUGAUUCUCAACCUGGUUAAUGGAAACAAGACUUACCCAAACUUCCAUUACUGGGUAGUUGAUGUUAGAGAUGUUGCAGAAGCUCAUAUCAAAGCUUUUGAGAAUCCAUUAGCUUGUGGAAGAUACUGCUUAGUUGAAAGUAGUGUGUCCUUCUCUCAUGUUCUGGGGAUUCUUCAUGAGCUCUACCCAACAUUGCCUCUGGCCGACAAAUGUGAAGAAAUCAAUACUGUGAAGCUGCCAGAGUUUAGGGCAUCCAAGGAGAAGGCAGAAGAGGGCUUGGGGAUCAAGUUCGUCCCACUAGAAGAGUCUCUCAAGGACACUAUUGAAUGUUUGAAGGACAAAGGAUUCCUUCAUUUCUGA
Molecule: messenger RNA, 903 nt
Organism: Linum tenue
Lineage: Eukaryota; Viridiplantae; Streptophyta; Magnoliopsida; Malpighiales; Linaceae
Source: the annotation of a GenBank genome assembly